AAGACGCCCCACCGGCCCCCUUGACUGCGCCGUUGCCGCCCGCCGCCGCGAUCAUGAGGGUCACGUCUAGCCCGGGCCUCGUGCUCUGCGGCCUGCUGCUGCUGCUCCAGACCCCUUGCAACCUUGGCUUCACCCCCCAGUCCAGAGGGCACCUCUGCCGGACGCGGCCCACGGACCUGGUAUUUGUUGUGGACAGCUCUCGCAGUGUGAGGCCAGUGGAGUUUGAGAAGGUGAAGGUGUUCCUGUCUCAAGUCAUUGAGUCACUGGACGUGGGACCCAAUGCCACUCGGGUUGGCUUGGUCAACUAUGCCAGCACGGUCAAGCCUGAGUUCCCACUGUGGGCACACAGCUCCAAGGCCGCUCUGCUGCAGGCUGUGCGCCACAUCCAGCCACUGUCCACCGGCACCAUGACUGGCCUGGCCCUGCAGUUUGCCAUCAGCAAGGCCUUCAGUGAUGCCGAGGGCGGGCGCGUCAGGUCUCCUCACAUCAGUAAGGUGGUCAUCGUGGUCACGGACGGGAGGCCCCAGGACAGCGUGCGGGACGUGUCCGCGCGGGCUCGGGCCAGCGGCAUCGAGCUGUUCGCCAUCGGCGUGGGCCGCGUGGACAAGGCCACGCUGCGGCAGAUCGCCAGCGAGCCUCAGGAAGAGCACGUGGACUACGUGGAGAGCUACAACGUCAUCGAGAAGCUGUCCAAGAAGUUCCAGGAGGCCUUCUGCCUGGUGUCAGACCUGUGUGCCACAGGGGAUCAUGACUGUGAGCAGGUGUGCCUCAGCUCCCCGGGAUCUUACACCUGCGCCUGCCAUGAGGGCUUCACCCUGAACAGUGACGGCAAGACCUGCAAUGUCUGCAGUGGUGGUGGUGGCAGCUCGGCCACUGACCUGGUCUUCCUCAUUGAUGGAUCCAAGAGUGUGCGGCCAGAGAACUUUGAGCUGGUGAAGAAGUUCAUCAACCAGAUCGUGGACACGCUGGACGUGUCCGAUAGGCUGGCCCAGGUGGGACUGGUGCAGUAUUCCAGCUCGGUCCGCCAGGAGUUCCCGCUGGGCCGCUUCCACACCAAGAAGGACAUCAAGGCCGCCGUGCGGAAUAUGUCCUACAUGGAGAAGGGCACCAUGACUGGGGCUGCCCUGAAGUACCUUGUUGACAAUUCUUUCACUGUGUCCAGUGGAGCAAGGCCGGGGGCCCAGAAAGUAGGCAUCGUCUUCACUGAUGGCCGAAGUCAGGACUACAUCAAUGAUGCUGCCAAGAAGGCCAAGGACCUUGGCUUUAAGAUGUUUGCUGUGGGCGUGGGACACGCGGUCGAGGAUGAGCUGAGGGAAAUUGCCUCGGAGCCCGUGGCAGAGCACUACUUCUACACAGCUGACUUCAAGACCAUCAACCAGAUUGGCAAGAAACUGCAGAAGAAGAUCUGUGUGGAGGAAGACCCGUGUGCCUGUGAGUCCAUAGUGAGAUUUGAGGCCAAGGUGGAGGAACUGCUGCAGGCCCUGACCCGGAAGCUGGAAGCCGUGAGCAAGCGGCUGGCCCUCCUGGAGAACAGAGUCGUCUAAGGCGGCGUCCCUCAGGGGCCUUUCCAUCUCCCAGCGCAUGCAUGGCUCCGAGAGUCCUGCAGGUGUCCCCAGUAGCCCAUGUUAGUCUAGCUUUGCUGUUUUAGUGAGGGGACGGGGCAGGGUCUGGCACGAGGCUAUCUGAGGCUGGAGCAGGAGGGGCUGGCUGCCUGCGUGUAUCUUCCAGGAGUGGGUGACAGUGCUUGGGAGCGCAUGUGUGUGUGCCUAAUUGCCUGUGUAUGUCUGAGAUUGGGAACACGUGUACACAGUGAGAAUGGAAGGAAUGAAUGAGAGAGAUGGUGUGUGCAUUUUUUAAACCCAAAGCUUAAUAUAUUCCUAUUUUUUUAGUUAACCCUUUCUUGACCCCAAGUGCUGUGAAUCUCCUUUUUAAUUUCUCUGUUCUCCGAAGAAAAAACAAUUAAAUGUGAUUUAACUUAAGCAUUGAA
This is a messenger RNA of Jaculus jaculus (lesser Egyptian jerboa), 1987 nucleotides long. It is a transcript of the gene Matn1, whose product is annotated as matrilin 1. Lineage: Eukaryota; Metazoa; Chordata; Mammalia; Rodentia; Dipodidae. The transcript is spliced from 8 exons. The coding region runs from base 54 to 1544 and encodes 496 amino acids. The record is from RefSeq and is a predicted model, not a curated record. Gene Ontology annotation, molecular function: calcium ion binding.